Molecule: messenger RNA, 1474 nt
Organism: Salvelinus namaycush (lake trout)
Lineage: Eukaryota; Metazoa; Chordata; Actinopteri; Salmoniformes; Salmonidae
Product: heat shock protein beta-1-like
Biological process (GO): protein refolding; response to heat
Molecular function (GO): protein folding chaperone
Source: RefSeq, a predicted model, not a curated record
AGCAGACAGAACUUUCGUUGGAAGUUUGAGAGAGACCAACCAAAGUCAUCUACAGUCAGCCAGCCAGUCAGCCAGUCAGUCAGCCAGCCAGUCAGCCAGACCACAGCUCUUCUACUGGUACAGUACUACUCCUCUUCCUCCAUCAACCAUGACAGAGAGACGUGUCCCCUUCAGCCUGCUCCGCACCCCCAGCUGGGACCCCUUCCAUGACUGUUACCAGGGCAGCCGGCUCUUUGACCAGGCCUUCGGCAUGCCGGCCCUCCCUGAGGAGUUCCCCACCUUCCCCAGCACCCACUGGCCCGGCUACAUGCGCCCAUCUGCCCUUAGCCCUGACAUGUCCGCUGCUGGAUUCAUACCCUCCAUGAUGCCCCAGAGCCCUGUGAUGUUCCCCCUGCAUAGUGCCAUGAUGCAGGCUGCCAUGAUGCCCCAGGCCGCGGUGAUGCCCCAGGCCCCCAUGAUGACUCAGGCUGGGGCAGCAUCGUACGCCCAUGCCCUCUCUCGCCAGCUCAGCUCUGGCAUGUCUGAGAUCAAGCAGACCCAGGAGGCCUGGAAGGUCACUCUGGACGUCAACCACUUCUCCCCUGAGGAGCUGGUGAUCAAGACCAAGGAUGGCGUGGUGGAGAUCACUGGCAAGCAUGAGGAGAGGAAAGACGAACAUGGAUUCGUGUCCAGAUGCUUCACCAGGAAAUACACCCUGCCCUCUAUGGCCGACGCUGAGAAGGUGACGUCCACCCUGUCCUCUGAGGGAAUUCUGACCGUGGAGGCUCCUCUGAACAAGCAGGCCAUCAAGGCUGCAGAGAUCUCCAUUCCUGUCACCAUGGGCAGCAGCAAGACCAAACCUGACGACAUGACGAUGAGGAAGGGAAGAGACGAAGGGCACCACCCUGACGAACAUGACAAUGAGGAAGAAGAGGAGUGAAGAAACUCCACACACACACACACACACUGUAGUUUUUAUUGUAUUUAUUACUGUAGUUAUAGCUGUGGUUGUUACUGUAGUUUUUAUUGUAUUUAUUACUGUAGUUGUUACUGUAGUUGUUACUAUGGUUAUUAGGUGAUACAGUCAGAUUGAGAGGUGCUGAAAGAGAGCAGAUGCAUAUGUUAGUUAGUAGGCGUCCACACACUCUCUCUCUCUCUGUCUCUCUCUCUCUCUCUCUCUCUCUCUCUCUCUCUCUCACACACACACACACACAGCCAAUAAGAAACCAGGACAUCAGUGAUAAUGCACUCUGAUCCCAGAUCAUUUUGUUGACAGUGACUUUCGGAGUUGUAAAGACUACAGAAACUGAUCUGGGACCAGGCUAGUAGUACUGCACAGAAACAACACAUCUGGCUAUUCCACUCAUUGAAAUAGAAUUACAUUCUAUUCAUUCUUUUUUCAUGUUUUCACCAUCCUCUGACUGUUGCUGGAAAAUCCCUAUUUGGAAAGCUGUAUCCCAUGUAAAACAUUGAAUAAAGAAAAAUCCUAAUACUA